AUCGCACAUGCUACCUGAGGAACAGCUGUUUAUCAUGGUCACACUUGCCGUAAGGUCUGUAUGUGGGCUAUCUACGAGAAACAGUUUGGCACUAGCGCGAGAUACUGCGGCUGCUCUAUUAACACUCCUAGCGCUAAGCCCUGGCAUGGUUUGUCUACUCACAAGUAUAUUUUUGAUACCUCGUAUUCGAUACGGAUAGAAUUGCGAAAGAUACUAACAAGAGGAGAAAUCUUUCUCUAUUCUUUUUCUGCUCGUAGACUUCUGAACUUAUGAAUCAGCCGACUCUUGCGUCAUAGAUACUACCUCGCAAAACCAAUGGCAGUGUGUCGGAAUAGCGUUUCGCUGAACAGAUGUCAGACUAAAGCACGCAGUAGUUCAUCUAACACCAGUGGCAUCAACAGGGCCUCCAAAUCGGUGUUGUUUACCUUCAACAGACGCUCAGUUCGAUCCAUACCAAAAGGUAUUUUUGAAGAAUGUAGUGACUGUGAAUGUUCGCACAAGACGGUCACAAAAGACCCUAAAAAUGAUCACGAAACUCCCAUGAUGUGUGAAGACGAUGAGAACAUCUUGCAAGUAGGUCAGUCAUCGAAAUUAUUUAGCUCAUUAUCGACGGGAAAUACCAGCCAAGGCGAAGACUCUGACAGCUCAGCAAGCUCGUAUGAGUCCCGGCGGAGCAAGAGGGAGCAUCCAAGCCCUGACACGACGACAGUCGAAGCUCGCGACACGAAGAAAGUUCGGUCGGUCGCAGUUCGAGUCAGUCAUGGUUCUAGUUCAGACGGAGAUUCAGCCGGUCAGGAUAAGACUAGCGCGUUGAAGAGUGUAAUGGAUUAUAAGGGGCAUGGCCACGAUUGUGAGAACAGCAGGAAGAAGAAAGCCAAGAAGAGGGAAAGCCCAGACUCUUGCAAGAUUAGAACUAAACGAGAAAGCGAGUUUGCAAGGAAAUUCUCCAGGAGACGAAGAAGUUCUUCGAGCGAGCGAACCAUACCACGGAGCAGCAGGUCUGAGUCUCCUUAUAGGAGUCGCGAGCCAUGCCGCUCCCAGCCCGCCCACCACCACACCAGGUGCCAAGGCGGAAGGAGGACAUCUUGGCCGAACUACAAGCGAGAUUUUAACGCGGACCUUGCAGGAAGGAGGGACGUCCGCGUGGGAUGCCGCUCCGCCUUGGGACAUAACCUCGCAGACGUCACGCAUCUGAACGGUGCUGUCUCAUUCACGCGUGCGCAGGCCAUGAUGCAGGCUCCGAUCAUCACCUGCCAUCACUGUAACAACAGCGUUACAAUGUCAUCGUGUUUAUGCGCAUCUCAGAGUCUACCUUGCGCCUCACCUGACAUGUCGAGGUGUCGCAUCCGGGACUCCAGCAAAGCCAACCCUUUCUACUCGUCGACGUGGAACAUGGACUGCAAAGUCUACAUCGGCAACCUCGGGGAGAACGCCACCCGCUCGGACAUCCGGGAAGCCUUCAGCAAAUACGGCCGCCUCAAGAACCUGUGGAUUGCCAAGAAGCCUCCGGGGUUCGCCUUCGUGGAGUACGAGCGCCCCAGGGAUGCUAGGCUCGCCGUCAGGGAGGCGCACGGAAGGGUGGUGUCUGGGGGGAGGAUAAAGGUACAAAUGUCAACAAGUGAUCGCCACACGAACGAGGUGGUCCAGCUUCCUCCAAGGCCUGCUCAGCAACCAAACCACGAGUCCUGGUCACGCAACAGAUUCGGCAGAGCUCGUUAACAGCAUCUCCCAGAUUUCGUGCGUCACAUCUGAUGCUAUUGGCUGGAAAGGAUACGUAUCAGACGGUUUAUUACAGUGAAAAAUCUGUUAUCGUUGACUUGUCGCUGGUGUGACUGUAUUACCUACAAAGACAAUCCGAAAAAAAAAACGUUGUGACAAUUAAAUCAGAUAUAUUUCAGUUGCACGUGGAACUUUGUUUAGGCCGUGAUUAACCAUGAUGAAAAUAUUAUGAUGUGUUCUUACAAUUCACCCGAUUUGGAAAUUCGUUAUUUUUGUAUUGUAAUCUAAAAUUAAUGUUAUAUACCAUAUGUUCUAAACAUAAAACGAACAAAGUAAACACUACAUAUUUUAGCGCUAUCAUGCACAAUCAGUCACAUGAACGUCAUUAGCCUUCCCGUGACAAGCGUUCACACACAGCUGCCUACGUCCUCUACCGUCAUCGGCAAAAGCAACGGCCGGGCUCCCUCCCUAUCUCAUGCUUAAUUCGAAGCGUACGAUAUACAUCCGUGAAAAUAUUUCUUCCAUCAUCAAAACGUUAUAUCGGCUCCGGGCUGGGAAAGGGAGGGAAUCCUGUCCGUUGCUGUAAUGUGGCACGUAGUUAGGACCCAGCUUUAGACGGGACGCCAACGCUGGGUGACAGGUCGUUGUGGUUAAACGAACAAUGAAAUCAAAGAACUCUCCUGAUCAUGCUGUUUGUCCAGUGUCUUUUUAUGAUUUGGGUAUGUUUUUAUUUCAUUCAUAUAACAAAAAAAUGGAUAAUGUUUUGUGUUUCUGGGGAAAUGUCUAGGGCAGUGAUUCUUGAAGUGGGUACCACAAGAUUCUGUAAUAAGAUAAAUUUGAUAUCUAAAUGAUAAGUUCCUCUCUUUCAUCUGGUACUUAUACUUCUGCCAGUUGAGCAUGUAGCCUAUGUUACG
Penaeus monodon (black tiger shrimp) is the source of this 2633-nucleotide messenger RNA. RefSeq lists its product as uncharacterized. The coding region runs from base 316 to 1719 and encodes 467 amino acids. The transcript is spliced from 4 exons. Gene Ontology annotation, molecular function: RNA binding. Lineage: Eukaryota; Metazoa; Arthropoda; Malacostraca; Decapoda; Penaeidae. The record is from RefSeq and is a predicted model, not a curated record. Gene Ontology annotation, biological process: mRNA splicing, via spliceosome. Gene Ontology annotation, cellular component: nuclear speck.